AUGUUGGAUAAAACGAUGCAGGAUACAACGAACAAACGUCAGCCAUCAUCUGCUAGAUCGCACCAUCAGAAAACUCAUCCUGAACAGCAGCAAAAGCUACGUUCGCCGGAUUCAUCACUUCCAUCACAGCAACCGAGUGCGGUACAAAGGGAUCAACAGCAGGCUCCGCCGACGCUGCCACCGUCGUUGCCACAGCAACAACAGGAGCAUCAGGAGCACGAGCUAUCGGCAAUACAGGAAAAACCGUCAGAAAACGUCCAAACGCCUUGUCAACCGGUGGCACCGCGACUCGAAACACCGAGCAAGCCAUCCAAGGACGGCACGCCGGUCGGCGGCCCGGUGUCCUUUUCCUUCUACAAGACAAUCAAUACGGUGAUCAAGAGCAGCCGCAAGAUAAUAGUGCGUGUUUGCGAGGUGACCAAUGUAAAGACCAAGCUCAAGAUGUUCAAUCUUUACUCCACGAUGAACAAGCGCAAUGGCGCAGACGAUAAGGAGGCGAAGGAGGUCGAAACGACCGGGCACGAUCGCUUCUGUCAGGAACGACCCUCGAGGUCGAGUUACCGACGGAAGAAGAGAAAAAUGAGACGUGCCCAGUCGGCGGCCGAGUUUCAGGAGCCGCGAGCCGAACCGCCUCUCACUGCGGCCAACAAGCGCAUGCUAUUCAGGGGUAGAUCGAUCAGUUCCGAGCACGACAACAACUCCGAAACCGAACAUUCCGAACGAUCGCCGCUGGUCAGCGCCAAGCUCGACUCGCUGGCUAAGUUCCUGUUCAGCCGGAGCCUGCUGCAGGAUAGCACAAGCGCGGCUAAAGAGAACGAGUCGCCGACAAGACACAGCGUGCGCUACCAGCAGUAUACGGCCCUGGACAGUGGAAUAGGGGCUCCAGAUCGCAGUCCAAGGGAGCGAGCGGCUCGGGAGCGGGCAUACGCCGCGUCCCAGGAAUGGUUGCAGAACACGGGUGGCCGAUACGAGUCCAUCGCACACCUAGAUGACAUCGGAUCGCGCUCGAAUAAGCACUGGUUCCUACUGAACGACUGCACGAUACGCACCGAUCGGCUCAUGACACUGCUACCAUUACCUCCCGAUUGUAUUGCCUUAGAAGAAUUGCCGCCGUCUGAAUGUCCCCAGGGAGUGCUGAUGGAGCUGCUCGGCUCGCUGCAGCAUCCGUACAUCUACCCGGUACUAGAUCUAGGUUUUUUCCCCUCCGAUUCACACCAGUACACCAGCCUCGUGAUGCCAUUCAAUCCCCGCGGCAGUCUCAAGGAUCUCAUCUACAAGUCUCAAUGGAACGAACCGUGGAGUCGCAAGUACACGCGAAAGUCCACCUGUUUGCCUUUGUCGCAAGUGCAGCGACUCGGGCGGCAGAUUCUGGAAGCACUGUUGUUUCUUCGCGAGCGCGGCAUUCCCUCGCACGGUCACCUGCACAGUGGCAACGUCAUCCUGCAGAAUGGAGUCGCCCGACUUUCCGGCUUGGAGAACGGACUGCUUGGGUUGAACUCGCGCGUGAACGCCGUCGUUUGGGCUCAGUCCGCGCCAGACAUCGACAACAUUGAUGUUAUCUGCUUCGGUCACCUGCUAUUCGAAAUGUGCGCCGGAUACGAGCUGACAUCACCGCAGCCUACUCCUGGACACUAUCAGCUUGAUCUCGAGCGAUACCCACAGGUCGUAGAUGUUCUGCAGAUGAUCUUCGAGUCACCGGAUGGCCGCUACCCGACGGUGGAGGAGCUCGUGCUCUGUGAUAUUUUCCGCAAUAUCGAUUUAAGAGAAAUGCGAGGAACAUGUGUGCCUUCCUUCAAACACGGUUUGAGCAGCUCCACCUUGAGCUUACUGAAUGCGGUCCGACGUCGCCAAGGAGCCAUCCUUAGCACAUCGUACAGUGAGGGCAGCUCACCGUGCACACCACCAUCGACCCCACGAGAUCGGAAAACCGGUGAUGUAGAAUCCUCCGAUCUGUCUAGUAGUGAUUCCGAAGAUCUGUUAGAUGAAAUAGUUAUAGCGUCAGCCCGCAUCGACGAUCCAUGCCAUUACGACCCACUGAGCUCGCCGAUACAUUACUGUGACAAUAAUGUCCACUCGGACGACAACAGCAAUAGUAACAGCAACAACAACACAAUCAUUCGUAUAGAUUCGAUCGACGAGGCGCAAGGAGCCGGCUCGGGCGCGGGCUCGUCGUCGGUGGGGGCGGUAGCGGGUGGGUCGGGCGCCGUCAGCCUCAACCCAUCAUCCGCGUACAAGAACUCCAAAUCACGCCGCAUGGAGUACAGCAGGCGCGGGAUGAUGCUCGGGCUCAGCAACCCAUCGCAAGACUCCGCGUUCGGUUCCAUGACGGACGGGGAGUCCUCCAGGGCGUCCAGCUUUAAGCUCAGCAGUUUUGCCUCCAUGAACUCCCCAAUUGAUGAAGGCGUCGAGGAUCUGCUCGCGGAACAGGCGGCAUUGGGAGCGGUUCCGAUGGACAAUCUUGCAACGUCCAUCGCCAACAUGAAGUACAUCGAUUCGACGGGGUCGUCUCCUUGCCACGAUCAUCAUCAUCAUCAUUCGCAGUCGCAAGUGUUACCGCAGAGUACGUCAGGAUACCACGCAGCUGGUCCCUGUGCUGUCAGCAGUUCCCGUACCGAGCCCUCGAUUGCAUCCCGUGACAUCUCACCAAAUCGCUCGCGAUUCCUGGAACCACCCAAGUUGAUGAUCAACAACCAUUCGUCGUCGACGACCAACUCGUCACUUUGCUACACACUGUCGCCCCUGAGGAAAUGCGCCACCACGGAGGUGUUCUCGCAGAAGUACCGCGUGUCCUCGUUCGAGGACAUGUCGUACACGUCCUCGCGUAAAUCGAUCCGCAACACGAACCGCAAGAUUUUCCGCUCCUUCGAGGAAGAACGACGCAUCGAUUCCGCCUUUAUGCCCAUCGACACCUCGCGUCCUCGACAGGCUCGCUCGUCAGGACCUCUGCAGACUCAGCUUUCGCUACCACCGAUGCUGGCUCCACCGGCAACACCGUCCCCGAAGCAUCAGGCUUCACCGGUAUCCCCGGCCCGGAAAAACCACGCAUCCUACCAAAACCUACACACGAUCGUCCCGACGGCACGCGAACGUGGUCUCCAGUGGCGCAGCAACUUGAUCAAAUCGAACGAGUGUCUUUUCGAGACCUCUUUCAACUGCAUGCCCACAGUUCACCAGCAACAGCCACAUUCGCUCCAUUCAGCGCCAAGUCUCUCGGUUGGGCUACAUUCGGACCUUAGUCGCGUGUUCCACAGACCCCACGGAUCGCAGGAUUUGCCUACGUCCGAUCGAGGUAGUGUGGGUGAGAUGAGCUGCGAUCGAUUCAUGCUUACACCGGAACCAGUAGCUUCUGGAAGCCCAUCUGCAGCUCUAUCAGUGGCAACAUCGGCAGCAACCCUAUCGUCCCCAUCAGGAUCACUCACCUCAACGAGUCGCCAACGUCCAAACCGAACGGACCGUCAGCAACUAUUCUCUUUGGCGCGAUUCAAACACAGCACUAUCCUUGACAGUGUGUCCAUUGAGGACUUCUCUUCUGAGAGCUCGCUCAGGGCAUGUGGCACUGGGCGUUCCAACAGCCCUGCUAGUCCGUGUCGCAGUGCGGCCAGUGCUGGCUCCACAUCCUCGGCUGCAGAAGGACGAACGCUCGAACUUGAGCCCAAACCACUCUCGUCGGAUGCUACCUGCACGUCGGACGUCUCAGACACCGCCAGCGAGGACACAGUCAGCGUCAGCACAACGGACACGUCCUUGCUCAAGUCACCGGUGCCGAAGCGGGCUGUUUCUCCGGGUCCACCGAAUACGGAUCACCCGCUACACAAACACGCCCCCCGGGACGUCCGACAGUACCUGGAUGAUGCGACUGGCAGCGAUGAGUUCGGUAAUGAAGAGAAAACACCCCUGCUGGAUGGGAUGGAGUUGUCACCGAUCUCGCCGACCGAGUCCGAACAAAUGUUGUGA
Molecule: messenger RNA, 3954 nt
Organism: Anopheles nili
Lineage: Eukaryota; Metazoa; Arthropoda; Insecta; Diptera; Culicidae
Gene: Slob
Exons: 11
Coding region: 1-3954 (1317 amino acids)
Source: RefSeq, a predicted model, not a curated record